Messenger RNA from Rotaria sp. Silwood2, 582 nucleotides. The record is from the annotation of a GenBank genome assembly. NCBI's taxonomy places the organism in Eukaryota, Metazoa, Rotifera, Eurotatoria, Philodinida, Philodinidae.
AUGAAAAGAAGAAGCAAAUGUGGUAAGUGUGAGUUUCUUCUGAUUUUGAAUAUUGGUGCAGCAAAAUUUCGCGAUUGGUAUAUAUUGGAUGAAGUUAUUAAACGUGGUAAACCAUCCCCGAAAGGUCAUAUUAGACAAAUUAUCUAUUCGAUUGUUCGUGGUUUGAAGUUUAUUCAUUCAGCUGGUGUUAUCCAUCAUGAUUUAAAGCCAGCAAAUAUUCGAACAGAUGAACAGUCAAAUAUUAUAAUUCUUGGUUUUGACCGAGCUUGUACUGCACCAAAAGAUAUUCAAACUGCUAAUGUUGUAACUCGGUUUGUCAACAAUCUUGUUUUUAUCUCAAAACGUACUAAAACUUCUCUUAUUAUUUGGUGGCGUGCGCCAGAAUCUCGAACUUAUAUUAGUCAAAUGAUACCGAGACCCAGACAAAAUUUUGAUCAAUUGCUUGGUUUUCAAUAUGUUUCACAAAGAAUCGAACCAAUAUCUGGUGUUUCACUACAAGGUAUUGAUUUACUUGGUCGUCUUUUAUCUUUUGAUCCUUGUCAACGUCCAACUGCAGAGAAAGCUCUAGAUAAAUUAUCAUAG